AUUCUCCUCCCUUUCUCCCCCAGGUGCCAGCCCAGGAAAAAUUUCUCAACUUCCAGGGUGUUCUUAGCCCAGAAAUUCAGACUCGGAAUUCAGGAGAUAAGGAAAAUGGGUGUAUCAAUUCCAUUUAAAGACCAGCCUCAUACUACCUCCCUCACAAGGAAGCUUUUGCCCUAUACCGUUUAUGCUCUGCUCCCCAUUGCUAUCUUUCGUUUGUACUUUUACCCUCUUCCCUUCCCUCAACCCUCCACGGAUCAGCUCCCCAGGAGUGACCGAGUUAUCCUCUCUGCAUCUGUGCCUUCUUCUUCAUCUUUUUCUCAAGAGAAAAUUGUUAAUGAAGCUCCAUGUGAUUACACUAAUGGCAAAUGGGUACAUGACACGGUGGGGCCUUUAUACAAUGGCACAACCUGUGGUACAAUCAAGGAUGGCCAAAAUUGCAUCACCCAUGGCAGACCUGACUUGGGUUACCUCUACUGGAGAUGGGAACCCAGACGGUGCAAGCUCCCAAGGUUUGGUCCCAACACUUUUCUUCAACUCCUUAGUAACAAGCAUCUAGCUUUUGUGGGUGACUCCAUGGCUAGGAACCAAUUGGAGUCACUUCUUUGCAUGCUUGCCACUGCCGCUACCCCUAACCUUGUCUAUAGAGAUGGGGAGGAUAACAAGUUCCGUAGAUGGCAUUUUGCUUCUCACAACAUUACUAUUUCAGUUUAUUGGUCACCAUUUCUUGUCAGAGGUGUUGAGAAAUCAAAAACUGGUCCGGAUCAUAAUGAGUUGUUUUUGAAUCAUGUUGAUGAGAGAUGGGGGAAUGAUUUAAACCAAAUAGACAUGGUUGUGUUAUCUAUUGGGCACUGGUUUCUGCACCCAGCAGUUUAUUAUGAGAAUGACUCAGUAUUGGGUUGCCAUUUCUGCCCUGGACUCAAUCAUACUGAGAUAGGAUUUUAUGGUGUCUUGAAGAAGGCCUUAAAAACAGCCCUUAAGAGCAUAAUUGAAAGGAAAGGGACUAAUGGGAAGUGGGCUGAUGUUAUUGUGACCACAUUUUCACCGUCACAUUUUGAAGGGGAUUGGGAUAAGGCUGGUGCUUGUCCCAAGACACAGCCUUAUAAGGAGGGAGAGAAGUUACUUGAAGGAAUGGAUGCUGAUCUGAGAAACAUUGAAGUUGAAGAAGUGGAAGCUGCUAAAGAGAUUGCUAAACAAUUUCAAGGGUUGAGGGUAGAGGUGUUGGAUGUCACCAAGCUGUCGCUUAUGAGACCAGAUGGUCACCCAGGGCCAUACAUGUAUCCAUUUCCAUUUGCAAACGGGCUUCAAGAGCGUGUGCAGAAUGAUUGUGUACAUUGGUGCUUGCCAGGCCCUGUAGAUACUUGGAAUCAGAUACUAUUAGAAAUUAUGAGGAGAUGGAGGUUUCAAUCAUGGGUCGAGGAAUGAUUCGUUACAAUAUCAAAACAAUGACUUUGUUUUACUUUGCUGUGUUGCGCUGCUUGGUUGGUGCAUAUUGCUUCUGCAUAACAUGCUAAAGAAAUGAAGAGAAUCUUUUCGGACUCUCACAUGAAGACAAUGAAAUGAAAAGGUCCUGUUAUUAAGGUGAAUGAGAUUGGAGAAAGAUGAUGUUUUGUUUGGAAUAUUUAUUGCUUUUUUGUUCAAAUGUGUACAAAUGAUAAUUUGUAGAAGUAAUUUAAAGAUACAUGGUAAUUUAUAAUUUGUAGAAAGAUAAUUUAUUUGCAUUCAUUUGUGCCUACAGUUUUUUAUGUUUAGGAAUUACAUUUCUAUGUUGCUUUAAGUCUGGAAUGUGACCCUAUUAGUCAGAAUCUUUUAAUCUUUUUCUCUCUCUCUCUCUUUUUUUUUCGAUAAUAAAAUCUUCUAAUUUCU
Molecule: messenger RNA, 1860 nt
Organism: Rubroshorea leprosula
Lineage: Eukaryota; Viridiplantae; Streptophyta; Magnoliopsida; Malvales; Dipterocarpaceae
Source: the annotation of a GenBank genome assembly